Molecule: messenger RNA, 956 nt
Organism: Mollisia scopiformis
Lineage: Eukaryota; Fungi; Ascomycota; Leotiomycetes; Helotiales; Mollisiaceae
Exons: 1
Coding region: 205-843 (212 amino acids)
Source: RefSeq, a predicted model, not a curated record
CAAACCAGUUUCGUCAGACUGCUAAGAACAAUAGCUUUGUUUACCAUCAUCAAAGCCAUGCAACAAUCAACAUAGCGUUGCAGAACAGACAUACUCAAGGGAAUAUACAUAAAAGUAUGGUAUUGCUUCCAAGAAGCUUCUCCUCCUAGACCUCAACACGACAAACCAACUUCAACACCUAACACCAACCCAGCUAACCCAAACAUGUCUAAGCUCAUUGCCCCAAGCGGACGCAAGUGCAAACCCUCCCCGCUUUCAAAAACCGUUCAACUCGCACCCACAGACAGCUGUGACGCUGUGGUAUCUACAAGACUUACUACACGUGCAUCAUCACAUACCACCUCCACACAGAACGAAACACCAACAUCAAUGCGCGAAACCAAUCGAAGGAUCUAUGCAGGCGCACAUACCUCCCGCAUGGUUGAUAGCUGGUGCAUUCCAGAACCACACCACAUGAACUCCCCAAAGAGACAGACUGGAUUGAACUUCAAGCCAUGCCUGGACAUUGAGUCAGGGAAAAUGGAGUGGGAAAGAAUACAGUAUGGACAACGCGAUCUAUAUCACAGGUGUGUUGAUGGUGGGCGUGACAACAUACAUGGGCUGGAUGAUGAUGCUUCGGAUUGUGAUGGGGAAGAAGACUUGGAGAUUUAUGAGCAGGAGGAGUUUGUUUUCAAAGGUAAUCUUUACUGCGACGAGGAAGAAGACUCGGAAGUUUAUGAGGAAGAGGCGUUCGUUUUCAAAGGUAAGCUUUAUCAUAUAGAUGAUGACAAGAUCAGCGACAUCGAAGAGGAACAAUCCGAUGAGCUGGUAAUUCUAUAUGCCCUCGAAGAGGACGUUGAAUGAUAAGUAGUAGUCUGAGAGCAGUAAGGAAAAUUAGAAUAUCCAUGGUAUUGACAGGAAUUUCAAGUCCAUAUUUGAGGGUAGAACAGGAUCUGACUUAUGAAAAUGAAAACUGC